AUGGACGUCUCUGAAGAAUUGUAUUUAUUAGAUACCAAUCCAGUUAUCAAGUAUUUGUUAUUGACUAAAAAAAAAGAAAAACAAUUUUGGGUUAAUGAUAUUUUUGAAGAGAGGGAAAAAUUUGGAGAAUUUCACACACUUUUCCCCAAGCUUUUGGCUCAACCAAUUAAAUUUUUCAAGUAUAUGCGAAUGUCUCCUAGUACUUUUUAUUAUAUUUUAGAAAAAAUUCAACCUUUUUUAGAAAAACAAUCUAAUUUUAGGAAAUGCAUUACAUCUGCGGAAAAAUUAACAGUUACUUUGAGGUAA
Molecule: messenger RNA, 306 nt
Organism: Macrosiphum euphorbiae (potato aphid)
Lineage: Eukaryota; Metazoa; Arthropoda; Insecta; Hemiptera; Aphididae
Source: the annotation of a GenBank genome assembly